AUGGUUGAGCAUUGGGAUGUUAUAGUUAUUUACGUAUUGGGUUUAAAACUAGACACUGAGUCACGUAAACAAUGGGAAAUGAAAAUUAGUGAUUGUUCAGACGAAUUGCCUACAAUCAAUCAGUUCAAAUCUUUCCUUGAACAAAGAUUUCGGUCUUUGGAAUUUUUAGAUAACAAAGGUCAAGGUCGUCAGUUCAAUCGUAAUGUGCCAGUCAAGUCACUUCAUGUAUCGACUAUACUGUGUAUAUUUUGUCAGGAUAACCACAAGCUCGCUAAUUGUAAAAAGUUCGCCGGUCUCGAUAUUGAUAAGCGUCGUAAUUUUGUCCAAACAAACGGUUUAUGUUAUAAUUGUCUAGGAGCAAAUCACUCUGUAUAUGCAUGCCGCCAGUCCACUAGAUGUCAUAUAUGUAAAAAGAAGCAUCAUAGUCUUCUUCAUCUCAAAAAUGUCUCCAAAUCAGGUGGUGAUAGUAACAAACCUGAUCAAGUUGCAGAAAGCAGUGUGUCUGCUGUUGCCACUUCAAACCAGAGUAAUUCCACUAAUAUUGUAAGUUGUUUUGCUAAUAGUCAUAGCCAAAUAUUAUUGGCUACUGCGCUGAUUGCAGCGGAAUCAAAGAGCGGUACUGCUAUAGUAUUAAGAUCACUGUUAGACCAGGGAUCUCAGGCUUCCUUUGUGACGGAGUCCGCAGUCCAGCUCUUAGGUCUCAAAAGAGUACCAACUAAAGGUUCAAUUUCAGGUAUAGGUUGUGAUCAAGACCAAUCAACAAUUUCAUUAAAUUCGAUGGUUCUCAUUAAGGUAAAAUCACGCGUUGACCCUAGUUUUAUUAUCACGGUUAAGGCUUAUGUUUUAAAGAAAUUGACGACUAUUUUACCGGAAAGGAAAGUUAUGGCAAACGUUUUGACUACAAUCUCGUCUUUGACUUUAGCAGAUCCUUCGUUCGAUACUCCGAACAAGAUUGAUUUGCUUUUAGGCGCUGAAGUUUAUGGCCAGAUUUUGUUAGAAGGUUUAAUCAGAGGUUCACCUGGUCAACUCAUCGCACAAAAUACAAGACUAGGAUGGAUCUUGUCUGGUCAAGUAGGUGAAAUCAACCAAAGCGAGACAUGCCACAAUACAGUCGUCACAUUGCAUUCUACUCUCACAGAUGAGAAUACACUCCUCAAACAAUUCUGGGAACUAGAAGCUGAACCCAAAGGCGUUAACGACAAGGUCUACUUGACCCCAGAAGAACAAAGGUGUGAAGAAAUAUUUAAGGGCACGACCAAACGAGAUGAAUCUGGUCGCUAUAUUGUGCAUAUGCCCUUCAGGUCAAGCGAUCCUGCUUGUAAAUAUGGUGGAUCAAAAGACAUUGCUCUUAAACGCUUUUUAACCUUAGAAAAGCGAUUUCUAAGGAAUCCAGAGUUCAAGGCUCAGUAUUCAGCUGUUAUCAAUGAAUAUAUAGCUCUUUAUCAUAUGGAUAUAGUACAAAAUAGGGAUAAAGAAGGUUGUGUGUACCUACCUCAUCAUGCCGUCAUCCGUAAUGAAAAAAGUACAACAAAGGUGCGCAUCGUGUUUGAUGCAUCAUGUGUAGGUAGCAACGGGGUAUCUCUUAAUCACGAUUUAAUGGUGGGUCCUCCUCUACAACCUGAACUUCGUCAUAUUAUCAUGCGGUGGCGUUGUGAACCUAUCUGUCUGGUCGCGGACAUCGUCAAGAUGUAUCGACAGAUUAGGGUGUGCAAUGAUCACACAGAUUUUCAGCGCAUAUUGUGGCGUGAGAAUCCAGAUGACGAAAUUCAGGUGUUACGUCAUUUGCGAGUAACGUUCGGAACAUCAUCGGCGCCUUACCUAGCGGUAAGAUCAUUGCAGCAGUUAGCUCAGGACGAAGGCGCUGAAUUUCCUUUAGCAAAGAACCGCGUUCUUUCAGACUUCUACAUGGAUGACCUUAUGACGGGCUGUCAAACCAUAGAGGAAGGUGUAGAGAUAUACAAGCAGAUAUCGGAGCUACUUAAACGUGGAGGGUUUCCGCUCCAAAAGUGGGCUAGUAAUAACAAAGAAUUAUUGAGAUUAAUUGAAGACGGUCAACAAAUACCACAAACACAAGGGAACAUGGAACUAAAAACGGAUGCAAUUUCAAAAAUAUUAGGUUUAACGUGGGACAAAGACAAUGACGAGUUCGUUUAUAUUAUUCAGCUUAAUGAGCUAGAUUUGCCAGUUACGAAGCGUAAGGUUAUUUCGGACAUAGCGCGACUAUUCGAUCCCCUCGGAUGGUUAGCACCGAUAAUCAUCACUGCGAAGGUGUUCAUUCAACGAAUAUGGAUGACUGGGAUCGAAUGGGACGCACAACUACCUGCACCAUUGCUAAAAGAGUGGCUUGACUUUCGGAAGAACCUUUGUAACCUUGUUAAGUUUCGUCUGCCUCGUUGGAUCAACUCUAGCAAAGAGAACAGGGUUCUAGAAUUGCAUGGCUUUUCAGAUGCAUCCAAUGUAGCAUACGCCGCGGUGGUAUACGUUCGCAUUAUUGAUAGAGAAGGACAAAUUCAUACAACCUUGGUGACUUCAAAAACCAGGGUUGCUCCUGUUAAGCAGGUAUCAAUCCCUCGUUUAGAGCUCUGUGGAGCUGUCUUACUAGCAAAACUUCUUCAAGAAGUCGCUUCAACUCUAGAAGUUCCCAAACAGCACUUAUAUGCGUGGACAGACUCCUCCGUCGUAUUGGCGUGGUUAAGCAGCCACCCUAGUCGGUGGAAAACGUUCAUCGCGAAUCGUGUUUCCGAAAUACUUACCAUUAUGGAUAGAAGUCAGUGGUCACAUGUGUUGUCGUCGGAAAAUCCAGCAGAUUGCGCAUCUCGGGGAGUUAGCCCUUCUGAAUGUAGCGACCUGCAACUCUGGAAAAGAGGUCCGGUAUGGUUACAGAAUGAAAAAAUAGACUAUAAUAGAGGAAAUAUACAAGAAACUACGUUAGAAGAAAGAAAGAUAAAAAGAAAAUGUCAUGCAACUGCAGUAGAAUUUGAUGACAGUCUAUUAACUAGAUUUUCUAAGUUCAGUAGGUUAAUAAGAGUAAUAGCUUAUUGUAGAAGGUUUCUACGAAUGAAAGAAUCAGAACGUAAUAAAAUUAAAAUAACUAUUUGGCUAACUACAAAGGAAUUAAAUGAAGCUGUACUUACCUGUAUCAAAUUCUGUCAACUCCAGUCCUAUAGUGAUGAAAUAGAAUCUGUGAAAAAGAACCGUAAAUUAAAUAAGGGAAGUAGACUUACCUCGUUGAGUCCUUUUCUUGACGAUGACGGGAUCUUAAGAGUUGGCGGCCGCUUGCACCGGGCUUCGAUUGAUGAGAAUAUGAAGCAUCCCAUUUUAAUUCCUCACAAAUCACACUUUACCAAUCUUUUGAUUGCAGAGGCUCACGAGAGAACUUUGCAUGGCGGGCCGCAAUUGAUGUUGAAUUACUUAAGAUCCAAAUACUGGAUAAUCAAUGCAAAGACUCUCGUUAGGCAACAUGUUCAUAAGUGUGUAAUCUGUAUUCGACAUUCCACACAAACACAUCAACAAAUGAUGGGUCAGUUACCGAAAGCCAGGGUGUCUGUUCAGAAGCCUUUCCAAUGCAGUGGUGUGGAUUACGCAGGUCCAAUCAGCAUCCGAAGCUCUAAAGGUCGUGGUCAUCACUCCACUAAGGGUUAUAUAUGUUUAUUUGUCUGCAUGUCCACUCGAGCCAUUCACCUCGAGGUUGUCAGCGACAUGACAUCUCAGAGUUUUCUUGCGUCUUUCAAGCGUUUUGUAGCCAGACGUGGCCGAGUAUUGGACCUGUGGAGUGAUAACGGGACCACAUUUGUUGGUAGUGCAAAAGAAUUGCGACAACUAUUCAAUGCUGAAAGGUCUGUGGUAGCUUCCGAGAUAGCGGAUUUCCUUUCUAUGAAUGGUACGACAUGGCAUUUCAUACCUCCCCAUGCUCCAAACUUUGGAGGAUUGUGGGAGGCGGGUGUCAAGUCCACGAAGCACCAUUUAAAGAGAAUUAUAGGCACCAGCACAUUGAUAUUUGAAGAAAUGACAACUGUGUUGGCUCAAAUUGAGGCCUGCCUAAACUCGAGGCCUAUCUCUCAGCUUUCUAAUAAUCCAGAGGAUUCGUGUCCAUUGACGCCUGGGCAUUUUCUCGUGGGUGAACCUCUGGUAACUGUACCUGAUGUUAAUUAUGAAAAUUCAUCUCACCGAUAUAAAUGGACAGAUUGUAAGCCUGAACCUGAGAUUGGAGACGUAGUUCUGGUGAAGGAGGAUGGUCUUCCACCCGCUAGAUGGCUAUACGGUAUCAUUACAAAUAAACAUCCAGAUAUAAGGCCCUAG
This is a messenger RNA of Spodoptera frugiperda (fall armyworm), 4299 nucleotides long. RefSeq lists its product as uncharacterized. Gene Ontology annotation, biological process: DNA integration. The coding region runs from base 1 to 4299 and encodes 1432 amino acids. The transcript has 3 exons. The record is from RefSeq and is a predicted model, not a curated record. NCBI's taxonomy places the organism in Eukaryota, Metazoa, Arthropoda, Insecta, Lepidoptera, Noctuidae. Gene Ontology annotation, molecular function: nucleic acid binding.